Messenger RNA from Olea europaea var. sylvestris, 870 nucleotides. RefSeq lists its product as uncharacterized. The annotation marks the transcript as partial. The record is from RefSeq and is a predicted model, not a curated record. Lineage: Eukaryota; Viridiplantae; Streptophyta; Magnoliopsida; Lamiales; Oleaceae. The transcript has a single exon.
GUUCGGAAUAUGUGGUCCAUAUGGUGACAGACAAUGCUGCAAAUUAUGUUGCCGCUGGUAGGUUAUUGGAACAAGAGUUUCAGACAUUAUUUUGUUCUCCAUGUGCAGCCCAUUGCAUUAAUCUAAUGUUUCAUGAUAUUGGUAAGCUUGAUGAAGUUAGUAAUGUCGUAUCUCAGGCAUUAAAAAUCACAAAAUACAUAUACAAUCAUUGUUACCCAUUGCAUUUGAUGAGAAAGUUUACAGGAGGAAAAGAAAUACUUCGACCUGCUCCCACUCAUUUUGCCACCAAUUUUAUUGCUUUACAAAGCAUUUUGAUCCAAAAGGAUCCAUUAAGAGCAAUGGUAACAUCUAGAAAGUGGACAUUAUCAGCAUAUGCAAAAGAAAGUAAAGAAAAAAGAUUCGUUGAUGAUGUACUUGAUCCAGUAUUUUGGAAAGAGUGUGCUACUGUUGUGCAACUUACUGAGCCCUUUGUUUGUGUUCUACGCAUUGUUGAUAGUGACGAAAAGCCUUCAAUGGGCUACUUGUAUAAAGCUAUUCAUGUGGCAAAAAGACCGAUGAAACGUAGAUUUCAAAGAAGGAAAAAUAGAAUUGCUCCUUAUUUGCAAAUUAUUGAAAACCUAUGGGAUAGUCAAUUGCAUGAGAAUCUUCAUGCUGUUGGAUAUUGGUUAAACCCUAAAUUUCAAUAUAAUAAUCUUGAUAUGGAAAAUUAUAAACAAACUAUCUCGGGACUUUUAGAUGUAAUUGAGAGAUAUGCUUACGGUCAACCCGAUUUAAGAAGUAAAUUGACGGGUGAAAUGAGACUAUUUAGGCGAGCACAAGGUGAUUUUGGACGUUUAUCUGCUGUGGCUAAUCACCAUAAAAUGGCUCCUG